Molecule: messenger RNA, 1578 nt
Organism: Hydra vulgaris (swiftwater hydra)
Lineage: Eukaryota; Metazoa; Cnidaria; Hydrozoa; Anthoathecata; Hydridae
Biological process (GO): telomere maintenance; DNA repair
Molecular function (GO): DNA helicase activity
Source: RefSeq, a predicted model, not a curated record
AUGGUAAUUAAUGAAAGUGCUGACCAUGAUGAAAUUAAUACAUAUUUAGACUGUUGGUUUGUUGCCGCAUCAGAGGCUCUUUGGCGAAUAUUUGAGUAUUUCAUAAGUGAUAUGUUACAUACUAUUAACCACCUUCAAGUCCACCUUCCUGAUAGUCAGAGAGUAUAUUUUAAAGAAGGAGAUGAACAAGUAGCUAUAGAUUGUGCAAAGUCUUUUGAGGAUUUGCGUACUGUUCAUGGUACUGUUUUUAAUACAUUUCGUGAAGCAUGUUAUCAUUUAGGUUUAUUGCAAGAUGACAUUGAGUGGAUAAAUACAUUAACUGAAGUUGUUGUAACUCGGAUGCAUAAAAAAGUUAGGCUACUGUCUUCCAUUAUACUUACUUUAUGUGAACCUAAUGAUCCUUUACGCCUUUGGAAUACAUUUAAAAUUUAUAUGAUAGAUGAUUACAUACACCAUUCAAUUGGAAAAACCUUAGCUAAUUAUAAUUUUCCUGCUUUAGACGAAUUUUUAGAUAAUGUCCCAGAAAAUGAUGAUAAAGAUGUUCAGGUGUUUGUUGAUGAAGCAAAUCGAGUAAGACCGUUAUUGAGUAAUAAUCAGCGUAAUGUAGCCGAUGCGGUCCUUGCUGCACUAAUUGAGGAAUCUACUAAUGAAAAUAAGCAUUCAAGAUUGUUCUUUUUGUAUGGGCCUGCCGGUUGUGAUAAAGCAUUUACUUACAAUUAUUUAAUUGCUGAAACACGAAGCAGGCAUAUUAGAACUGCAACAGCUGCGUGGACAGGAAUAGCUGCAACUCGUCUCAAAAAUGGGUGCACAAUGCACAGUUUAAUCAAACUUCCUGUUCCAUUUUUGGAAACUAGAACGUGUAAUGUAACUCCAAACUCUAUUCAUGCAUCUAUGAUACCUAAAUAUGCUUUGAGUGCCAUUGAUAAGCUAUUGCAAGAUAUUUGUAAUAACAACUUUCCUUUUGGUGGUAAGGUUGUUGUUAUGGGUGGAGAUUUCAGACAAAUACUUCCAGUUGUGAAGCGAGGUCGACCAGCAGAAGUUAUAGAAUCAUGUUUAAAAUGUUCUGAACAUUGGCAAUAUGUGCAAAGGUUCUCAUUAACUUUAAAUAUGAGGGUUCAGAUAGAAGAAGAGGGAUUUUCUCAAUGGCUUUUAAAGCUUGGAAGUGGAACAUUACCUGUCAAGCUUGAAGAUCCUUUGCGAGGGUGUAUUGAAAUACCUAAGCAGUGCUUUCUCAGUAAUAAUGAAUCUAUUGUGAAGAAGAUUUUCGGUGGUGCAGAAGAAGCUGAUUAUGCAAAACGUGCUAGUUUAACGCCAACAAAUGUUGAUUUAUUUGCAAUAAAUGAAGAAGUCCUUCAUUGUUUAUCCGGUGAUGUGAAAACAUAUUUAAGUUCAUAUAGCAAUGAAACUGAUGAUUGUAAUAAAAUUAAUAACUUUCCAGUCAAGUUUUUAAACAGUUUGACUCCAUCAGAUAAAGUUGUAUCCUUGAAAGAUAUGCUGGUAAUAUUAUCACAAUGGGCAAGCAUUAAAGUGAAACUUGGUGAACUACAAAAUACAUCAAAUUCAGUUAUAGAAAUUUGA